AUGACGGAACCCCCCGCGAAGAAGAAGUGCCUGGGAGUCGACUGCCCCAACGAUGCUGGCUCCCUCCAGUGCCCGACAUGCUUGAAGCUGGGAAUCAAGGACAGCUACUUCUGCUCGCAGGACUGCUUCAAGAAGAACUGGGGCAACCACAAGGCCAUGCACAAGACCGAGACAAGUAUACUCCACCACGUCCUCCCGCCAAAGGUCGUCUCUAAACCAGAUCCAGAGACAGGUGUCUUCAACCCCUUCCCGACUUACCCCUUCAGCGGCCCCCUCCGACCCGUCUACCCUCUUUCCGCCCGCCGCGAGGUUCCCAAGUCGAUCCCCCACCCCGACUGGUGGCAAGAUGGCCAGCCCAAGUACCCCAGGUCCAUUCUGAACAGGAACAAGGUUGAUAUCUUGGAUGCCAAGGGAAUUGAGGGCAUGCGCAAGGUCUGCCGCUUGGCAAGAGAGGUUUUGGAUAUUGCUGCCGCUGCCAUCAAGCCCGGCAUCACCACGGACGCCAUUGACGAGAUUGUCCACAAGGCUUGCAUAGAGAGAAACUCCUACCCGUCUCCCCUCAACUACAACCACUUCCCCAAGUCGGUAUGCACCUCCCUCAACGAGGUCAUCUGCCACGGCAUUCCCGACCAGCGCGUCCUGCUCGACGGUGACAUCCUGAACAUUGACGUUACGCUGUACCACGAGGGCUACCACGGCGAUCUCAAUGAGACGUACUACGUUGGCGAGCGGGCAAAGGCCGACCCCGACUCCGUCAGGGUGGUGGAGGCUGCUCGCGACUGUCUGGACGCCGCCAUCGCUGCGGUCAAGCCCGGCACCCUGAUCCGCGACUUUGGCAACAUCAUCGAGAAGAUCGCCAAGGAGAGGAACUGCAGUGUCAUCCGCACGUACUGCGGCCACGGCAUCAACAAGCUGUUCCACUGCCCUCCCAACGUUCCUCACUACGCCAAGAACAAGCAGGUUGGCGAGUGCAAGCCCGGCAUGACUUUCACCAUUGAGCCCAUGAUUGCUCUUGGUAAGUACCGGGACAUCACUUGGCCCGACAACUGGACCAGCACAACGAUUGACGGCAAGAGGACUGCGCAAUUCGAGCACACGCUCCUUGUCACCGAGGAUGGCGUGGAGGUCCUCACUGCCAGGAAAGCCGACUCCCCUGGUGGAAAGAUCCCGAUGCCCGGCGCCAACGGCGAUGCCAACGGAACGACCGCAUAA
Messenger RNA from Colletotrichum chrysophilum, 1212 nucleotides. RefSeq lists its product as uncharacterized. Gene Ontology annotation, molecular function: metalloaminopeptidase activity. NCBI's taxonomy places the organism in Eukaryota, Fungi, Ascomycota, Sordariomycetes, Glomerellales, Glomerellaceae. The record is from RefSeq and is a predicted model, not a curated record. Gene Ontology annotation, biological process: proteolysis. The coding region runs from base 1 to 1212 and encodes 403 amino acids. The transcript is spliced from 4 exons.